AGGCGAGAUCCAGUUUAAGAGUGCAAGGCCUAUCUGGGUCUUGAAAUAAUAAUGUCCGCUUUGAAGUGGAAAAAGUUAUGACCCAUGAUACAGACAUUACUGAAGCAGCCCAAUUUACGUUAUCUUGUGCAUGCUAUUGGUGGGGAACUCUCAAUGACCGGGGAAGAAAUGGGGAAUGAAACUGCGUCUUCAAUUACAACCCCCUUACUAUUUCACAGAACGAAUUUCAGUUCAGUUUUACAGUUCGCAUCCCUCCCGUGGUGAUGGGCUUGCCAGCGAACGGUCUACGAAAUCACAGGCGGGCAGUUUCAAGGCCUUGAUGGAGCCUAUGGGCACGCCCGUACGUGAAUCGACAUCGUCCAGUUCUCAACAGCCACCAACAAGAGUUUCCAUGUAACCUGCCGGGUGCCACUCCUCUCUUCACUACCACAAGGAGAAAAUAUCGUUCUGCUGCUGUUUUUGCAUUCUGCUUCUCAGAUUGAGUUCUGCACUUAGGUCGAAGAUGUCGAUGAUGCAGCUUGCGAGCGAUGCUGUGGACAGACCUUCGAAUCUCGGAACCAAAUCAUAGCAUUUCAUUUCAUCUUUUGAGCGUGUCGAAGAGGCAGUCCUUGAGAAUACCAAGUGAACUUCAUGGGCACCUCGACCCGGGGGUACAAUCAUCUGGCAAAUGCACACAAAACACACAAAAAAUUGACUGCAGCAAAUGUGCAGUGCAAUAGAGCAGGUACAAGCUCUCAUUGCUAUUAAAUAGAGAGAUAAUAGUGGGACAUCAUGUUAAGCCCAACCAACGAGAAGCCAUCCAUUCUCGCCACAUCAGUGUCGGAGGGGAUUGUCCAACAAUGUUGCACUACUGGAGGAAAGUGUGGCAAAGAUUGUGGUUCAGGGAAAGGAGGACAUGUCGGAGACAGUUGCAGAUGUGAAACAAGUUGUAAAUGCAAAUCCAGAAAUCAUCAAGGUUCAAAUAUCGGUUCUGAAUCUGCUGAUCGCAAGGAUAUCAUUCCAGGCGAUUGCUCUGAUAAUUCAUGCAAUCUCUCAAAGCCCACAGACCCCACCAAUCUUAAUGCAGUCACCACCAAUGGCAAAAAUCUGGCAACUACCACCUCCCAAUUGUCAGAGAACAGACAGGAGUGCGAGAGGAAGAAAGAGGUGGACGUGAAGAAAGAAAUUGAAGGGAAUGAAGAGAAAAACAGGAAAAGCGUCGAGGACAGAAAGAGGUGCCCACAAUCAGGUGAUUGUAAUGGCUUAAAAGACGACACUUCUAUAGUAUGGCAUUCGAACCAGGGGUCAGUCGAGGGAGUGUUCCGAUCGCAAACUAGGGAACAGAAGGUCGAAACCCAUGCGUCGAAAGAGGAGUGGAAGCUCUGUGCGCUAACUGGAGACGACUAUGACCAUCAUGACAAGUUGGGUUUGCCUUUACCCCAGGGAGACAAGUUGAAGGCCAUCUUGUUUGAUAUUGACGGAACGAUCGCGGAUUCAGAUCCGAUCCAUUUCUUAGCCUUUCAAGAGAUUCUUGCUGAGGCAGGGUAUAAUGGAGGUGUACCCAUCAGCCAUGAGUUCUUUAUCCGCCAAAUGAGCGGUAAACUGAACUACGUCAUCGCAGACGAACUCAUGCCUGAAAUGGAAGAGAAAAUGCGAGUUGAAAUGAUGGACGAGAAGGAAGCUCGCUACAGAAAGUUGGCAUCCAAGGACCUCCAGCCCAUCCCCGGCUUUCUCCAGUUUAUCGAGUACGUGAAGAAACGAGGGCUUCGUCGAGCAGCAGUGACAAACUCUCCGCGAUUGAACGCGGAGCAAGUCAUAUCCGCACUGAAUAUCCCCGACUUCUUCGAAAUCGUUGUGGCGGGGAGUGAAUGCGACAACCCCAAACCGCAUCCCGACCCAUAUCUGAAAGCCAUCAAGUUCCUGGGCCUGGAACCGAACCAAUGCCUGGUAAUGGAGGGGAUUCUUUUGUGCGGAGUGCAGGAUUCGCCAUCAGGCGUGGCGGCGGGAAAAGCAGCAGGAUCGCCGGUGGUGGGAUUGCUCACAGGCCAUCCCGGUGCCGUGUUGAAGCGCAGUGGUGCGUCGGUGUUGAUCCAAAACUACGACGACGCGGCGCUGUGGAUGGCGUUGGGCGAGGAUGCCUGCGCCGCCACAAAACUCUUGUCGCCGAAUCACGGGCCGGGGACGGGGUCCUCGUCCUCCUCGGCCGGGUCGCCGCCGCCCGUGCCCGUCACCGUUCCCACCUCCUCGUAAGUGGGCGUCAUUGCGUUCCCAUGAAGACACUACGAAACCUAAUACAUAAAGGGGAGUGUAUUGUCAUCUCCAUUAUUGGGUAAAUAAAUGAAUGGGUAUUAUCCCACUUUGGAGAAUUUUCUUGCCCUAAAAUUGGAUAGGAAUGGAUAGAAGUGAAUGAAGAAAGGAGGAUCUUACUUCCUUGUUUCUCCAGUCAAGUUGCAUAGAUUAGAGGUUGAUAUUCUCAUGUUUUAUGAUUUUUUUAAAUAUUUUUCUUUCCUUUUCUUCUAAUCUAUUUAAAUGGCUUUUUUGUCUUUUGUUUUCAUAAUUUAGUGCACUGAGGACAAUGAAAUCAUAUUGAAGCACUGUUUUCUUUGUUAUCCUAUUUAAUUCCACUUGUAAUAAGUUUUAUAAGAUAAAAUGUAAAAUCUUUAUUUUGAGCAA
Molecule: messenger RNA, 2652 nt
Organism: Physcomitrium patens
Lineage: Eukaryota; Viridiplantae; Streptophyta; Bryopsida; Funariales; Funariaceae
Source: RefSeq, a predicted model, not a curated record